AAACCAAGCAGUUCCGAUUUGUUGUUCGAGAAUGAUUUACGAGAAUAAUUUUUAUUACGAUUUGUAAAAAAAAAUAAAGCAAAAGUACUUUUAAAGCAGAUUACAUCACACUUAUUUCGUACGAACAUGACUGGUCGUGGCAACUUAUUGGCUUUGUUCAAAAAAAAAGAUGAGCCUUCCGAAAUUUCGGCUAGUAUUGGCGAUCAAACUAAGGAUAGCGGCUUGGAUGCUGAUCAAUCGCUAUCAAGCGGCGAGUAUCGGCGUGUUGCCAGGGACAAUGUCGCCAGCGAAUUAGCAACAUCUUUUCAAAAUGUCAAUAUCUCAGUUGGACGUGGGCGCGGUCGUGGCCAUUUUUUGCAAACAUUUAUGGCCGGUGGAAUUCAGCCUGUGGAGAGCAUAAGUACCACAGGAUCCUCUGAGGGAAUUGACAUGGGUGCGACUUCAAGCAAAUUCGAAGUGUCUGUGGAAAAAGCAGGUUCAGAUCACAAUCAAAACUUAGUGGCCGAUGCUAAGACUUGCAUUACCAAGCCGGGCUUAUUUUUACCAAAUCAAAUUUAUGGCGUAAAAGGCAACCCGAUUAAUGUGUCAACCAAUUACAUUUGCCUUAACUCUGAUCCCAGCAAGGGAGUCUAUUUGUACGAAGUGCGUUUUAGUCCCAAUGUCGAUUCAAUCCACUUAAGGAUCAAAUACUUAAACGAGCAUAAGGAUAAAUUUGGCGGCACAAAGACCUUUGAUGGUUCCUUAUUAUAUUUACCAAUUUUGCUCAAAGAAGAAUUGACAACGUUUGUUACCAAAACUGCGGAAAAUUGUGAAAUUGAAAUACGUUUGCUAUUCAAGAAGAAAGAGUCCCUCAAGGACUGCAUUCAACUCUACAACAUUCUAUUUGAUCGCAUUAUGCGUACGCUCAAGUAUGUGAAAUUCGAUCGCAAAAACUUUGAUCCCACACAACCAAAAAUAAUACCUACUGCAAAAUUAGAAGUAUGGCCUGGAUAUGUGACAGCUGUCGACGAAUACGAUGGCGGUUUGAUGCUUUGCUGUGAUGUAUCGCACCGAUUGCUAUGCCAAAGGACCGUGUUGGAAGACCUCGUUGACAUCUAUCUGAACAAUAAGAGUUGCUAUCAGGAGCAGGCGAAAAUCUAUUUAUUGGGUAGCAUUAUUAUUACCAGAUAUAAUAAUCGUACAUAUAGAAUUGAUGAUAUUUGCUUUACUGAAAAUCCACAAUCGAUGUUUGAAACACGCAACGGAUCUUGCAGUUAUAUCGAAUAUUACAAGACACAUCACAAUAUUAAUAUCAAAGACAUCAAACAGCCGUUAUUGAUAAGCAAAAAACAACAGAAAUAUGAAAAAAAUGCGAGCAAAGAUGAAGAUGAAAUACGGUAUUCUUUAAUACCCGAACUAUGCUAUUUGACUGGCAUCCAUGAUAAUAUUCGUAAUGAUAAAAAACUUAUGCGAGACAUUGCAGCAGUUACGCGAGUUACGCCAAAUCAACGGAUCUUGGCUUUAGAGAAGUACGUAAAAAAUGUAAAUAAAAAUGUCGAGGCAAAGCAAAUUCUUGCCAAUUGGGGAUUGACGCUAGCCAAUAACAACGUCAGCGUCGUUGGUCGCAAACUACUUGACGAGCAAAUAUAUUUUGCGAAUAAAACUGUAUCCGCCGGUCCAAAUGCUGAUUUUUCGCGAGAUGCAACCAACAGUGAAUUACUCGAUGUUGUUCACAUAGAUAAUUGGCUUUUGAUAUAUCACAAAAACGAUUUGAAUGCUUGCAAUUCAUUCAUGAAACAUAUGGAGACAUGUUGUGCCGCAUUUGGUAUGCGCAUAAAUAAACCAAAGAAAUUGAUAUUGGAUCAGGAUCGCAUAGACUCUUAUGUGGAUGCUCUACGUCGCAACAUCGUCAGUGAAACUCAAAUAGUUGUUUGUAUUUGUCCCACCAGCAGAGACGACAGAUACUCUGCGAUUAAAAAGAUUUGUUGUGCUGAAUUACCUGUCGCCUCACAGAUAAUCAACGCCAGAACAUUGUUCAAUGAUGGUAAGAAUCGCUCGAUAGUCCAAAAGAUUAUAUUACAAAUGAACUGCAAAUUGGGUGGUUCCUUGUGGUCUGUGAAAAUUCCAUUCAAAAAAGUAAUGAUUUGUGGCAUCGAUUCGUAUCAUGAUCCCAGCCAAAAGAGCAGCUCUGUAGCGGCAUUUGUCGCUUCGUUAAACGCAACCUAUACGCAGUGGUAUAGCAAGGCGGUUGUGCAAACCAAACGAGAAGAGUUGGUUAAUGGUCUAACUUCGGCUUUUGAGUGUGCUAUGGAGAGCUAUAAGCGGCGCAAUGGUUACCUUCCGGACAGUGUUAUAAUUUACAGAGAUGGCGUUGGGGAUGGUCAACUAAAUCUAUGCUCAAUGUAUGAGAUUCCCCAAUUCGAGGCUAUUAGUGGCAAAAAUAUAAAAAUAACGUUUAUAGUUGUCCAGAAGCGUAUAAAUACGCGAUUCUUUACGGGAAGUAACAACAAUUACACAAAUCCAUCGCCGGGAACCGUAGUUGACAAGGGCAUAACACGAGCUCAAAUGUAUGAUUUCUUCUUGGUUUCCCAAUCGGUCCGACAAGGAACUGUAAGCCCAACUCAUUUCGUUGUGCUACGAGAUGAUUCGAAUUACGGACCAGAUAUAAUACAAAAAUUAAGUUACAAGCUAUGCUUUUUAUAUUAUAAUUGGCCUGGAACUGUUCGCAUUCCAGCGUGCUGCAUGUACGCUCAUAAGAUGGCUUACUUGAUUGGCCAAAGCGUUCAGCGUAAUACAUCGGCUACUCUUGCAGAGAAAUUAUUUUAUUUAUAAGAAUUCAGUUUAAACUUGUUUAUAAGACCAUAUAAUCUAUCAUAUAAUCACUAAAUUAAGAUGCAAAAGUAACAUAAACUUAUUAAUUUGUUUUUUCGUUUUUCAGUACGCUCAUAAGAUGGCUUACUUGAUUGGCCAAAGCGUUCAGCGUAAUACAUCGGCUACUCUUGCAGAGAAAUUAUUUUAUUUAUAAGAAUUCAGUUUAAACUUGUUUAUUAUAACCAUAUAAUCGGUCAUCUAAUCACUAAACGUUUAUUAUAACCAUAUAAUCUGUCAUCUAAUCACUAAACUAAGAUACACAAGUAA
Messenger RNA from Drosophila nasuta, 3117 nucleotides. RefSeq names its product protein argonaute-3-like. The coding region runs from base 127 to 2811 and encodes 894 amino acids. Lineage: Eukaryota; Metazoa; Arthropoda; Insecta; Diptera; Drosophilidae. Gene Ontology annotation, molecular function: protein binding; RNA binding. The transcript is spliced from 8 exons. The record is from RefSeq and is a predicted model, not a curated record.